Lathyrus oleraceus (garden pea) is the source of this 2991-nucleotide messenger RNA. RefSeq lists its product as uncharacterized. The record is from RefSeq and is a predicted model, not a curated record. Gene Ontology annotation, biological process: proteolysis. Gene Ontology annotation, molecular function: aspartic-type endopeptidase activity. The coding region runs from base 1 to 2991 and encodes 996 amino acids. Lineage: Eukaryota; Viridiplantae; Streptophyta; Magnoliopsida; Fabales; Fabaceae. The transcript has 2 exons.
AUGACGUUAGAGCAAGUGGAGGCUAACCAAGCUACCAUGAGGUCAGACAUCAAUACGAUCCAGGAGAAGAUGGAUCAACUCCUGGAAACAAUGCUCGCCAUCGCCCAGAGAGAGAGGGUUGCGGAUGCAGAAGAUGAGGCUAGAAGGAAUGAUAACCCAUCAAGUUUAAUCCACCAAGACGACAACUUCAUCCACGCCAAGAAGGGUCUGGUUCAUAUACCAGUAGGGGGAAAGGGAGAUGAGGAUCGUGCAGAGCCUUCUGAAGCACCUGCGCAUUAUGGGUCCGAAAUGGGAGAUGACCCGUAUGAAGCUUUCUAUGUGCCGGAUCAACCAAAGCCUAAAACACUUCCAGAUCCAUCUGCAGAUAGGCUUCGUGCCUUGGAAAAGAAGAUCAAAGCUAUCGAAGGGAAUAAUAUAUUCGGUGCCUCUGCCAUGAACAUGCGUCUGGUAGAGCCACCAUUGUCUGAGAAGGAAAUGACUGGAAUAUUUGUGGACACGCUAAAGGACCCAUUCUUUGAUAGAUUGGUGAGUAGUGCAGCAUCCGAUUUUGCACAUCUGGUCACAAUCGGAGAUCGUAUAGAAAAGGGUCUGAGGGAUGGAAAGAUUUCAGGAGCUGUGGCCACCUCUAGCGCACCGAAAAAGUAUUCUGGAGGCUUCCAGAAGAAAAAAGAGGGUGAAACGAAUGCUGUAUCUAGAGGCUAUAAGGGGAAGCAACAGGCUUCAUAUGGCCAAGUCGCUGCCAUGGUACCCAUACCUUAUCAGCAACCCAUACAACAACAACCAAUGUAUCAACCACAACAUCAACAACCUCGUCAACAACAGAACACAACACCACCAAGACAAUUCAAGCCAAAGCCUCCAAGAAGGCAACUUGACCCUCUACCAGUACCUUACAGCCAAAUAUUCCCAUAUUUGCAAAAGGAGGGUCUUCUGACAUUGAGGGAGCUGAAACCGGCUGUUCUUCCAUAUCCACCAGGAUAUGAUGCUAACGCACAUUGUGAAUUUCACAUGGGAGCGCCCGGCCAUACCCUGGAGAAUUGUUUUGCAUUCCAAAAUAGGGUACAAGACCUGAUUGAAGCAAAAGUUGUUACCUUCACUCCAAGACGCCCGAACGUGAACACUAAUCCCAUGCCAACACAUGGAGGUGCUUCCGUCAGUGCCAUAGAGGAGAGUGAUCAAGGAGAACUGAUUCUUAAGGUUGAAGAGAUUCAAACCCCUAUCACCAUGAUAGGGGCACAACUGCUAAAAAGUGGUCUAGUCCCAGAGGAGCUAGUCAAUGAUGAGAAUGACAAAGGGUUGAGGAAUUUUAUACAACAAAUGCUGGAUCGAGGCGAGUUACAGAUAAAUCGCCGUGCUAAGAACAAGGAAGAGAAAGAGAUAGCCGUUGUGGUGGAUAUCCUUUACGAUGAGGUCAACGUGGACAUCCCUUUCGACGAGGUUAACGUGGACAUCCCUUUCGAUGAGGUUAACGUGGACAUCCCUUUCGAUGAGGUUAACGUGGACAUCCCUUUCGAUGAGGUUAAUGUGGCUAUCCCUUAUGAUGAGGUUAAUGUGGAAAUCCCCAUAAACCCUUUGGUGAUAGAGUUUCCAGCGCCAUUCGCAUAUGAGGAUGAGAAAGCGGUACCAUGGAUAUAUCAGCCCAGAGCUUUUAAGCAAGGGCAGGAAGACCAACCUGUGGUAAUCAACGAACCAAAUGUUACCUCAAUUGUGGGGCCAGCCGGAAUAACGCGCAGUGGCCGAGUGUUUGCACCAAGGGCUGUUGAUGCUUCUACAAAAGCCAAGGGGAAAGAAGUUGCUACUCCUAUCCAAAUUCCUGUCCCUAGUCGAGAAAUGCAAGAAAUGCAUCUGUCACCUAAAGCUGCGGUCACUCGAGAGGAGGCUGAGGAAUUUUUAAGGAUAAUCAAGAAAAGUGAUUAUAAAGUGGUAGAUCAGUUGAAUCAGACACCUUCGAAAAUCUCCAUGCUAUCUCUGUUGCUCAACUCAGAAGCACACAGGAAUUCAUUAUUGAAAGUGUUAAGCGCAGCACAUAUCACGAAAGACAUAACAACAGAACAGUUUGACGAUGUGAUAGCUUGUGUAACCACUGAAAAUUUUUUGGGGUUUAAUGAUGAUGAGUUGCCAGUUGAGGGAAAGAACCAUAACAAGGCCCUACAUAUCUCCUUGAAAUGCAUUGACACUAUACUAUCAAGGGUAUUAGUAGACACAGGUUCCUCACUGAACGUCAUGCCAAAAACCACGUUGAUAAAGCUGCCGAUGGAAGGGAUGAAUAUGAAGCCCAGCACCCUAAUUGUGAAAGCAUUCGAUGGCUCAAGACGAGCAGUGAUAGGAGAGGUUGACCUACCAAUCAAAAUAGGCCCAACUUUCUUCAAUAUCACAUUCCAGGUUAUGGACAUACAUCCCGGUUAUAGCUGCUUACUUGGGAGACCAUGGAUCCACUCUGCAGGUGCCGUCACCUCCACUUUACACCAAAAGCUAAAAUUCAUUACCGAUGACAAGAUGAUUGUGAUUGGAGGGGAGGAGGAUAUCUUGGUUAGCCACUUAACAUCUUUCCGAUAUAUCGAAGUGGAUGGCGAGAUAACCGAGACACCAUUCCAGUCCUUGGAAGUGGUAAAUAUGAUGGCUGUCCAAAAGACAUUGGAGACUCCGAAGUCAGGACCGUCCAUGGCCUCGUGGCAAGGAGCUAAGGCUGUGAUAGAAAGUGAAAACACUCAAGACUGGGGCAAAGUGGUGGAAGUGAACCAGAAGCGAGACAAGUUUGGGUUAGGGUAUGACCCGUCGUCGAUUGAAGCUAGUAACCAACACGAUGGAGAGCAGAUUCCUCCUGUAAAAGAAACGUUCAUCAGCGCUGGCCACAUUUUUGGAAACCAGGUGGCCAUGAUCAAAGUUGAAGAUCAUGAGGAAGGAGCGUCUGGCUGGAUACGACAAGCCGCGCCUAAUGAAGAAUUGACAAACUGGAAGGCUGUUGAAGUCCCUCAAAUUUUUCAAAAGUAA